Messenger RNA from Salvelinus sp. IW2-2015, 661 nucleotides. RefSeq names its product probable polypeptide N-acetylgalactosaminyltransferase 8. The record is from RefSeq and is a predicted model, not a curated record. Gene Ontology annotation, biological process: protein O-linked glycosylation. Gene Ontology annotation, molecular function: polypeptide N-acetylgalactosaminyltransferase activity. Gene Ontology annotation, cellular component: Golgi apparatus. NCBI's taxonomy places the organism in Eukaryota, Metazoa, Chordata, Actinopteri, Salmoniformes, Salmonidae.
GGAGAGCCCAUCAGAAUGACUCGUCCAGGGCCAGGACAUGCUCAAGAGGCUGGAGAAGAUGGAGGCUCACAUCGAGAAGCUGUUGAAGACAAUCAACGACGGGCGCAGUCUGAAAGAGGGGCAGGCUGUGAAGGCUCCCGAGGUCAAGGAGAGGAAGGUGGUGAAGAAAGUGUACCCCAACUCAGCUCUGUUUACAAGCUGGGGUGAUGAGCUCUCAGAGGAGGAGCAGAAAGAAGCAGAGGGGCUGUUUCAGAUGUAUGGAUACAAUGCCUUCCUGAGUGACAGACUACCCCUGAACAGGGAAAUCUCUGAUACUCGCGAUCCUAAAUGUGCUAAGCACCAGUAUCCCCAUGACCUGCCCACCAUCAGCGUAGUGUUGAUCUACUUGGGCGAGGCCCUGUCAAUCAUCAAGAGAGCCGUCCGCAGCAUCAUAGACAAGACCCCCCAACGCCUGCUCAAAGACAUCAUACUGGUGGAUGACCACAGCUCCAAUGGGGAUCUAAAGGAGAAGUUGGAUGCCUACAUCAGCUUCAUCCAUGAAGAGCGUCCCGGCCUGGUGAAGAGAGUGAGACACUCAGAGCAGCUCGGUCUCACACAGGCCCGCCUCUCAGGGUGGAGGGAAGCUACAGGAGAUGUGUGGCCAUCUUGGAUGCCCACAUAG